AUGAGAACUGUCGUAAUAGCACUUCUAGUCGCCAUCGCGGCUCUUGGGAAUGUCAAAGCGAACACGAAUGACCUGAAUGUCUCCCCAAAGGAUGUAGUCGCCGUGGAAGACAUUAUGGAUUCUAACUUCGAUGUCGUUGUCUACGUUGGCGAUUCGUACAUGAACCUUCCUGAAAAGUAUCGUUCGAUUGGAGACGCGAUUGCCAACUUCAUGGAGCUGAGCAAAGAUGCUGGGAAGUCAUUGGCGGUGAUACCAUUCCCUGAGCGACUCAAUCAUCCCAGACUGAUUUUCGCCAACGUUGGUGAUCUGUCCAGUGACACCGCAAGCAGCAAUAAUAUUCGCGAUGCUGCAAUUAAAGCACUACAAAAGUGUCACUCCCUAGGAUUUAAACAGGUUCUGAUGGUCGUUGGACCGAUGCAGACAGCGCUUCCAUCGUUCGACUGGGCUCACGGUGACUACCCGAAGAUGACAGCUGCUCUUGGCGCUUUGUACACGCUCUACGUGUGUGAGAUCACACACUCCCUCCGACACACUUUACUGUCUCUCCUGCAGCCUCUGCAAGUCCGUGAAAAUCAGCCGGAGAAGGCGGAAAAGAUCACGACCCUGGGUCUCUACGACUUCUCACCGAAGCUGUUGAAGUUCGUCAAGGCUGUUGGCGAGGGGAUGGGCGUCGUUCGAGACAUCGGUGACUCCGACCCAGAGCGCACCGCGCCACCGAAAAUUGCUGAGUACAUUGAGGCACGUAAAUCGGCCUGGGGGCCAGCUGGAAUCACGUUUAAAGUUGACGAUGUAUUCGAAAAUAAAGACAAGUAUCCCAUGGCCUAUGCGGUGAAUCGUGCCACAGAAACACAACCGCGGCACCACGGAAAGAUUAUUCAGGCCAUCUACACCCCAGCCAACAAGGACGCCAUCAACCAGACCAUCAUUUUGGUCGGAAAAGGUGUAGCCCUUGACACCGGUGGCGCUGACAUCAAGACCAGCGGUGGCAUGUACGGCAUGCACAACGACAAACUGGGCGCCGCGUUCGUUGCCGGCUUCUUCCACGCUCUCUCCCUUCUAAAACCGGCGGGAAUGAAGGUUAUCGGGUACAUGCCCUUUAUUCGCAACAGCAUCGGCAAGAACGCCUACCUCACGGACGAGAUCGUCACCCUGGUCAACGGUCUGCGUGUCCGAAUUGGCAACACGGACGCCGAGGGCAGAAACAUCAUGACUGACGUGCUCUACCACGCCAAAGAAGACGCCAAAUCAGCAAUUAAUCCGCACAUCUUCACGAUUGCCACUUUGACCGGUGCUGCUUCACGGGCCUACGGACCGUACACGGUCACCAUGGACAACGGACCAGCCGAGGACGUGCACAUGGCACACGAGAUGAUGAUGAGUGGUGACCGUAUCGGUGAUCCAACCGAGGUCGCUCGUGUCCGCUACGAGGACUUCGAGCCCAACAUGCCGAUCUCCGAGUGGGAGGACGUUGAACAGUUCAACACUAAUCCAGGAGCAACCACCAAUCGUGGCUUCACCUUCCCAGCGGGUUACCUGCAGAUGGUUAGCGGUCUCGACAAGCACGGACGCAGUUCUUCGCUGCCUCUCAAAUACACCCACUGUGAUAUCGCAGGCAGUGGCGGUGGAAUUGUUUCGUCCACCCGGAAACUCAAUACGGAUAUUUCAGACUCGCGGAAUAUCUACGAUGCAGCGCUGAGGGCGCUUAACUUUGCCGUGGACAUCGGAGUAAGGAAGCCUCUGCUUGUUCUCGGGCCGAUGGCAUCUCUUCCAGCCGACAAAACGUCCUGGGUUCAAGACCACUACGUUCUCCUGAAUGCUGUUCUUGGUGCUCUUCAGGGUCUUUACGUUUACGACAAGUUGGUAUUCUAUGCGUCCAAUAACAAUAUUGGAACCUGGGUUAAGAAGUACGCAACAGCAAUCGAGGAGGGUAGAUGGGUAGCUCGUGACCUUUGUGGUGCUGAUCCGGAAGUCAUGACGCCUGAAAACUUUGUGAAGUACAUGCAAAACGCCACCGUUUUCCCAAAUCCGCCAAUCUUUGAAGACAUAACAGAAGCUACUUUUCCUCUGGCGGCCGCUGGCAAAAUCAUGACCAUCACACACGGGGAUGCAACUGCCCCGACGAAACUUUACAUGUCAGGUGAAGCCCUCACCUACGACACGGGUGGUUUGGACAUCCGGAUCAGUGGUGCGAUGGAGGGGACGUCGAGAAAGAAGUGUGGUGCCGCGGGGUUAAUUGGUUUCAUAAAAACAGCCUACGAGCUCGACAAGGGCCAGACUCCCCCGAAACUGCACAUUUAUGCCAAAAUCCCCAUCGUUCGCAACAAUAUCGGUUCGGGUUCCUUCAGUUUGGAUGACAUCAUCUUUUCGAAAAACAAGAAGCUUAAUCGUGUUGGCUUCACUCAGGCGGCAAGCCAUCCAGAACUGUACACAGUCACGACGAUGUCGGAGCACGUCGCAAAAGUGUGGAAAGACUUUACGGGCAUCAUGGGAAACGGCCCUACUGUGGUUGGUGGUGUACGUGAGGCUCUUCAGGAAGCCGGAGAACACGUCUCUGAUAUGGGCGAGAUUUCCGAUCUCAUCAAGGAGGACUACGACUCGGCCUCAGGACCCCUGGAGACAGAGGACCUUCGUGCAUCUUCCCCUGACAUCAGUGAAAGCAUGACCCGGGGUCAUAUGAAGCCACCCGCCUACAUGAUCAGAGCGAGCACCCUCAACGAUCAUGGUCUUGGAUCAGCGAAUCAAAUCAGGUACAUUCACCUCGACGUCUCUGGUAGCGCGGGCAGGUACGCUGAUAGACCAACGGGAGCCCCUCCCAAAGAGAUUCGGGAGUUGCCUGGCGACAAUCCGAAAAAGAUGAAGUACUACGAACUUUAUAUUUUCAAAGCCACCGAUGAUGUUAUCACCUGGGCCAAGUACAUUGAAGAGGGACGCUGGGUUGCCAGGGACAUUUGUGGUGGCGACCCCGAGACCAUGAACACCGAAAACAUCAUGAAGUACAUAAACGACUCGGCCAAGUUCUCCACCGUCGAAGUUAAGGUUUUGGACAUUCUCAAGGAAAGCCAUCCACUGGUUGCAGCUGUAAAUCGUGGCUCGGAGAAGAUUCCUCGACACAAUGGGAGAAUCCUCCAAUUGACCUACACCAACGGCAACCCUACAAAGGCCGCCUACUUCGCAGGCAAGGGUGUCACCCUAGACACCGGUGGUCUCGACCUCAAGAUUUCCAACACGAUGGUCGGUCACCAUCGAGACAAAUGCGGUGCAGCCGCCAUCAUUGGAUUCUUCAAGACCCUGGAAUUCGUCAAGCCGACGAACGUCAAGUUCAUGGCUAACCUCGCCAUCCUCCGCAACAACCUUGGCUCGAGCUCCUACAGCACCGACGAGAUCCUCAUGGCCAGGUCUGGCAAACGCAUCAAGAUUGGCUUCACAGACGCUGAAGGUCGUCUUCUGGUGUCUGACCUGGUAAACGAGGUGAUGGACGAGAUCACACUCCUUCGCAGAGAGGACUACACCUUCAAUGUUGGACCCCUGGAAACGGAAGACCUGCGUAACAGCAACCCCGGUAAAGACGUGAGCACCCAGCGAGGCUCCCAGGUGGCCGCGGCUUUCAUAAUCCAAGCCAGUGGCAUGGAAGAGCACGGAAGAGGCACUGAAAAUCCGCUGAGGUUUGUCCACCUGGACGUGACUGGCAGCGUUGGCGAUGGUGACACCGUGCCAACAGCAUCUCCCUUGACGCUCCUCGCUACCCACUACCUGCUGCCCGAAACAUUGAAGUCACCGACUAGCAAAAAUUAG
Mesocestoides corti is the source of this 3792-nucleotide messenger RNA. The record is from the annotation of a GenBank genome assembly. Lineage: Eukaryota; Metazoa; Platyhelminthes; Cestoda; Cyclophyllidea; Mesocestoididae.